AUGACAAGUAUUUGUAUUAUUUUAUUAAUAUAUAAACGUAAUCAAAUACAUUUUGGACCUUUAUUACAAGGUUUUCAAGCUCAUGGAACAAAAUCAUCAGAUGAAUAUCGAAAAUUAAUUGCACUUAUACGUGAAACUCAAACAACACAUUUAUUUCCAAAUUCAUUUAAAAGCAAAACAUUUCAUCAAAUACCUUAUUCGUCUUUCAAUCCACAUAUCAAUCCUUGUUCGAAAAGAUUUUAUUUACCUACAUGUCCUAUAUUACAUUAUACUGAAUUAACAUAUCAUAUUAAUAAUAAUUCUACAAGUCUGUUUCAUGAUAUAAAUACUUUUAAAACAAUUUGUAAACUUGAAUGGAAUUUACGUACAAAAUAUACAAAUUGUUCAUCAUCAAUAGAUGAUACAUGUUGCCAACAGAUAGGACCAGUUUCUCUUCUCUUUGAUGGUUAUUUAAAUUCCUUAGAACAAUGUGAAAAUUUAACAUUAAAUCAAUUAAAUGAAUAUUAUUUACAAUGGUCAACAUGUAAUACAUCUCAAUGUUCAAAUCAUCGUCUUCAUCAUUAUCUUAAACAUAUUGAAUCAUCUUUAACAUUUAAAAUCUAUAUUAAUAUCGAAAAUAAUACAAAUAAAAACAAACAACUUAUUUAUUUUUAUAAUAAUCUUCGUUAUUAUCAAUAUAAAAAUAAUUUCUCAUUAACACAUGUUAAUUUUGAUUUUAAUGAUGAACAAAUUCUUUUUAAAUAUCUUCUUCAAUCAAAUAGUAUAUUUAUAUAUUUAACAAUUAUUCUUUAUAUUCUAUGUCUUAUAUUAUUUGUUAAAAAUAUUUUCUUUAUAUUUAUUAUUUUAAUUCAUAUAUUUUUAACAAUUCUAUCAAGUUUUAUUAUAUAUAUUUAUAUAUUUCAUUUUCCAAUAACAAUACUUAAUUAUACAAGUAUAACAUUAUAUUUAUUUAUAAUAUUAAUUGAUUCAUUUCUUUGGUAUACAUGUUGGUUUGUUAAUAAUCAUAGACGAGAUGAUUGUACAAUAAAUCGUAUUAUUGAAAAUUUAUUAACACAAACAUUUUAUUAUUUAGUACCAAAAAAUCUUACGGCAAUAUGUGUACUUGUUAUUACAUAUACAAAUCAAAUAAUAGCAUUACAAUGUUUUACAGUAUUUGCUUUUUUACUUCUAUCAAUAUCAUUUUUUAUUUCAUUUACUCUUUAUCCUGUUACAUUUAUUAUUAUUCUUCGAUAUAAAUCAUUUAUUCCAUCAAUUGAACAUUUUUUAUAUCGUAUAUUAACAACUGCAGCAACAAAUUGUUGUAUUGAUCGUACAAUAUCUUAUCUUAUUAUACGAUUAAAAGCUUUUUGGUUAACUUUAUUAACUCUUAUUGCUUGUUUUGCAUUUGUUAUUAUAUUUCAAUGGCCAAAAUUACAAUUUAAUAUGUGUCGAAUAACAUUUGAUACAUUACCAUUAUAUGUCACAAAUGAAAAAUCUUUAAUAACAAGAAAAACAUUAGAUAUUGAUAUAACAUAUUAUAUCGGUUCACGUUGGGAAGUACCAAGUGAAUCAAUGAUACCGUUUCGAGAUAUUCCUAUACUUUAUUAUAAUAGUGAAAAUCAAAUGUUAUUAGGACCAGGUACACCUCGUACAUUUCAAUAUGCAUUAGAAAAAAAUCUAACACAAUUAAUGGGUUUUUGUUCACAAUUACGAUCAUUUCAACAGGAACAAAAUUUUGAAUAUAAAACCAACGAAAAACCGUUACCUUACAAACAUUAUCAUCGACAUAUUACUCGUCAAUUAUCAAAUAAUGAUACAUCUCAUGAAUUCGCAAAAAUGUCUAAUUUUCCAUUAACAAUCAAUAAUAUUCAUUGUUUCGGUGAUUUAUCUCCAUCAUCUACAAUAUUAUCAUCCUCAUCAAAUACAAAAUUUUCUUCCAUUAUAUCUAAUCAUUAUAAUCAAUCGUUAGAUUGUACUCAUAUAUGUUCAUUAAAUCAAACAUCUAAUUCCUAUGAAUGUAUUUUAUGUCUUAAUUCUUUAUAUUAUAAUUCUAAUCCAUCGGAUGAUUUAUUUUUAAUUAAAAAUGGUUUACGUUUUAUAAGUGAUUCACAAAAUCCUCGAUAUUUAUUACAAACAAUAAAUUAUAAAUGGAAUAUAUUAACUGAUAUAAAUAAUUAUCUUGAAUGGAAAUUAUUGAAUGAGAAUUUAAAAACAAAUCCAAUUGGAAAAUUUUAUACAAAAAUAUUUUCUUUCAUGUCAUUUUGGUGGUCAAGUGAAUUAUUUUCAACUUAUACAAUUAUGGAACAAUUAGAACAAGAAAAAUAUGUUUUAACAGGAAUUAAAUUUGCAAUUAUACUAAUUUUUUUAGUAUUAUUUACAGGUGUCCUAGGGAUAUUUGUUACAUUAACAGCAUUAUGUAAUUUUCUUACUUGUAUUGCAAUAUUUACAUUAUUUAAUUAUAAAUUAACUGUAGAAAAUAUGGCAUAUUUUACAGUUGGACUUAUUAUUUGUACACAAUAUUCAGUACUCUAUUCGAUUAGUUAUAAAUUAGCACCCACAUUUUUUUUUCAACGUGAAAAUCGAACAAUCUAUUCACUUAAACAAUUAUGCACAACUUUAUUCCAUUUAACACUUUCAAUAUUUGUUAUAUGUACUCCUUGUUUAUUUUCUUCAUUACCUUAUCUAUCAAAAUCUGCAAUAAUCUAUACAAUAACAUCAUUGAUAAGUCUUAUUUAUUCAACAUUUUUUCUUCAAUCACUUCUUUGUUAUCUUGGACCAUCUGGUCAUACAUGUUUUUUUAUUCCAUGGCGUUUAAAAUUUUCUCGUCAUUUAACAUUACAAAUAAAUAAUGGAAAUGAUUUAUUUUUAAGAAAAUCAUCAACAAAUUCAAGACGACAUCAACGUAUGUCAACAUCAUCCUAUUUUGCAUCAUCUUAUUUUUCACAAAUAUUUACCGGUUCAACUUAUUUUGAAAGUGAAUAUGGAGGAAUAAAUGAUACAUUAACAAUUGGCUCAAGACGACGUGAAAGUUCACGAAGUCAUCAAUUAUCACAUAUAAUUAAACGUAAUUCAUUAUUAACAGGUGAACUUAUUGAAUUAUAUACACCACGUGCUAGUCUUGCACCAUAUGGACAUCAUUUACAUCAUCAUCGAUAUUCAAGACAAUCAUCUGUACCACGUGGUGUACCAACAACAGGACUUGCACGACCCUUAUAUGUAUCACCAUCUAUAUCACCUUAUUCACAAUUAAGUAUACAUUCACAAGCUACAGGUCGACAACGUUCACCUUCACCACAUAUAUUUCGUCCAUCACGAUCACCAUCACCACAUUCAUUAGCACAACAAUCAUCACCAACAACACCAACAACAAGUUCACUUCGUCCAUGUUAUUCAGCUCCUCGUCUUCAUGCACCUCAUCAUCGUGUGCCAACAAAUAAUCUCAAACAAACUGAUACAUUAAUUGAAGAAAAAACUCCAACAUUAUCUCUUCAACUUCGUAA
Molecule: messenger RNA, 3479 nt
Organism: Adineta steineri
Lineage: Eukaryota; Metazoa; Rotifera; Eurotatoria; Adinetida; Adinetidae
Source: the annotation of a GenBank genome assembly